CCAGUGUCGGUUUUUAAGCGUCUCUUGGCACAACCAAAAUUCAUGCAGUUUGACGAUUACUCGCUUGGCGAACCUGAUGCGUGGGGUGCAGUUUCACCGCAGGCCGGUGAUAUUGUUCGAGACGCUAUGAUGAAAGAGAAAGUAAUCAAGGAAAUACUCUCUUGCCAGGAUGAUUUGCGUGUGAUGCUUGGGCGUGUCGAUACGGUACAAAAGGAGGUCGACAAGCUAGUAUCGGAAAACGAGACGUUACAAAUGUAUAUUGAUAAUUUAACAGUCCAAAUGGCCAAGCGUAGAUAAUCUUUUCCGGCCUCUCCUCCGAGCAACGAAGGCC
Molecule: messenger RNA, 331 nt
Organism: Laccaria bicolor S238N-H82
Lineage: Eukaryota; Fungi; Basidiomycota; Agaricomycetes; Agaricales; Hydnangiaceae
Exons: 3
Coding region: 43-297 (84 amino acids)
Source: RefSeq, a predicted model, not a curated record